GUGGCAGGCCGCGGCACGCACAGUCUGGCCCGGUGCGUUGCCUCACUAACCGCCUAGCCCCCCGCUCCUCACCCACCACUCGACUUUACUUCAAAACCACCAGACAACAUGAGGGAAUGCAUCUCCGUCCAUAUCGGCCAAGCUGGCGUACAGAUCGGCAACGCUUGCUGGGAGCUGUACUGCCUGGAGCAUGGCAUCCAGCCGGACGGCCAGAUGCCAUCAGACAAGACCCUGGGCGGCGGAGACGACUCCUUCAACACGUUCUUCAGUGAAACCGGCGCCGGCAAGCAUGUGCCUAGAGCUGUGUUUGUUGACUUGGAGCCUACUGUCGUUGAUGAGGUCCGCACGGGAACGUACCGUCAGCUCUUUCAUCCUGAACAACUUAUCACUGGCAAGGAAGACGCAGCCAACAACUACGCCAGAGGACACUACACCAUCGGCAAGGAGAUCGUUGACGUAGUCCUUGACAGAAUCAGGAAGCUCGCUGACCAAUGUACUGGUCUGCAGGGUUUCUUGGUGUUCCACUCGUUCGGCGGUGGCACUGGCUCUGGAUUCACCUCGCUGCUGAUGGAGCGUCUCUCCGUGGACUACGGCAAGAAGUCCAAGCUGGAGUUCUCCAUCUAUCCCGCUCCUCAGGUGUCAACAGCAGUAGUAGAGCCGUACAACUCGAUUCUAACCACGCACACGACCCUGGAGCACUCGGACUGCGCGUUCAUGGUCGACAAUGAAGCCAUCUACGACAUCUGCCGCCGUAACCUCGAUAUCGAGCGGCCCACAUACACCAACCUCAACCGGCUUAUCGGACAGAUUGUAUCCUCCAUCACAGCGUCACUACGUUUCGAUGGCGCCCUCAACGUCGACCUGACGGAGUUCCAGACCAACUUGGUGCCGUACCCGCGCAUCCACUUCCCCCUCGCCACUUACGCGCCGGUCAUCUCCGCGGAGAAAGCCUACCACGAACAACUCACCGUCGCAGAAAUCACCAACGCUUGCUUCGAGCCCGCCAACCAGAUGGUCAAAUGCGACCCGCGCCACGGGAAGUACAUGGCGUGUUGUAUGUUGUACCGUGGGGAUGUGGUCCCUAAGGAUGUGAAUGCUGCCAUCGCGACGAUUAAGACGAAACGUACCAUCCAGUUCGUGGACUGGUGCCCGACUGGGUUCAAGGUGGGCAUUAACUACCAGCCGCCUACAGUAGUACCCGGAGGAGACUUGGCCAAGGUCCAGCGUGCUGUAUGUAUGUUGUCCAACACCACGGCCAUCGCUGAGGCGUGGGCCCGUCUGGAUCACAAGUUCGACUUGAUGUACGCCAAGCGCGCCUUCGUCCACUGGUACGUCGGCGAGGGUAUGGAGGAGGGAGAAUUCUCCGAGGCUCGGGAGGAUCUCGCAGCCCUCGAGAAGGACUACGAAGAGGUCGGAGUUGACUCCACAGAGGGAGAACUCGAUGAGGAGAAUGAAUAUUAAGAUGCAGUACAACGCUAUGUUAUACAUCCAAUUCAAGUCGACAAAAAACAAGUUUCAUUGUUUCUCGUAUUAACAUACCAACAUGGCUCGACAUUCUGAGGGGGUAGAUAAGUCUUGGACGUCACCGCGUCGAUGGUUAAAUCAACUAACAUAAGGAAGAAAUUCACUUUUCAAAAACGUAUAACUUGACAAGAUUCAUUCGUGAAUAGCGCGGUUGGAUUAUGUCGUUUUUAAUUAAGUUUAGUCGUAAGGAACCUAAUAAAGAGAGCUUGAUUGAAAGGUUGCUAACAGUACAAACUUUUUGAAAAUAAUUUUCAGUAAUGAAACGUAAAGUUUGGAUCUCUGUAAUUUGGUGUUGUGUUGCGAUUCUAUGCAUUUAUUAAUUAUAAAAAAGUGAUAAUAAUAAUUUUAAUGUUUUAAUAUUGGAUUUAGAAUAUCCUUUUAUAUCAUAAUAAGCUAACUUAUUGAGAGUUUAAUUUUAAUUGUGCUUUAUAAGAAAAGUAAUUUUGUAUGUUUGAGGAUAGUUUUUUAAUUAAUGCACAAUAAACCUUUUACACGA
Messenger RNA from Pectinophora gossypiella (pink bollworm), 2020 nucleotides. It is a transcript of the gene Tua2, whose product is annotated as tubulin alpha-1A chain. Gene Ontology annotation, molecular function: GTP binding; structural constituent of cytoskeleton. Gene Ontology annotation, biological process: microtubule cytoskeleton organization; mitotic cell cycle. NCBI's taxonomy places the organism in Eukaryota, Metazoa, Arthropoda, Insecta, Lepidoptera, Gelechiidae. The transcript is spliced from 6 exons. Gene Ontology annotation, cellular component: microtubule; cytoplasm. The coding region runs from base 109 to 1461 and encodes 450 amino acids. The record is from RefSeq and is a predicted model, not a curated record.